This is a messenger RNA of Schistosoma margrebowiei, 1331 nucleotides long. Lineage: Eukaryota; Metazoa; Platyhelminthes; Trematoda; Strigeidida; Schistosomatidae. The record is from the annotation of a GenBank genome assembly.
CAAAAAUGCUAAUCAACAUUACAGAUUUUCGUUGGUGUGAAAAUCUUUCAGACAUAGACUUAAUUGUACCACUACAUGGUAUAAGUGUAUCAAAUGUAGACACACUUAUUACAAGUCAAUAUGUUAAAGUUGUUAUCAAACCGUACAUUUUUGAAUGCGCGUUGUACAAACCGAUCAAUGUUGAAGAAAGUACUUUGAAACUAACAGAUGGUGCGGCUGAGUUUAACCUCAAAAAAUCUAGUGCUGAACUAUGGAAUCAAUUGACAUUAGAUGACAUGAGUAAUUUUGUAGAUAUAUUUUAUUUUGUUACUAUACUUUUUACUAAUUAAGAAUUAAGAUGCUUAAUAUUUAUAGAUUAAUUAACACUUCAGAGGACAGAAAACGUUUGUUACAAAUUAAACAAAAUGCCAUACUUGAACAUCAAGAACGCGAAAUGAAACGCGCUAAAGCAAACAAAGACAUGAAUAUAAGGGGUGAAAAAUACGCAUUGGAACAGGUUAUGAAAUUAGAGAAUGUGUCUCGUGAAAAAAUUAGACUUGAAAAAGAGCACGCUAGCAAGCAAGCAAUAAGCGAGUUUGUAGAUGCUUUUAACCAAUCUAGCCAAAAAGAAAAUGAGCUGCAAAAUGAAAUUACAGAAGCCCGAAGAUUUGCUAAACAAUAUAUAACAGAAACCAUUAAUGAAGAAAACAACAUGGAAUUAAAUAAGAAUAUCCAACAACGUUUAGCAUUUGUUGAGAAACCAAUAGAUUUGCCAGUGAGGACUUCAUCUACAAUCGAAGUUAAAUUUACACCUAGAGUAUUUCCUACACCUGAACGAGAGUCUACAAAACAAGCUGAGGAUGAGUGGCUAAAUAAACAAGCCGAAUAUAGAAGAAAACUAUUGGACCGUGUUGUACCUGAUGAUUUGUCCAGGAAUGAACUAGAUCCUAUAUGGUUACGCAAAAAAGGAGACUCAUUAUUUCAAGCAGGAGAUUAUGAAGCUGCUGUCGUUGCUUAUACUGAAGCUAUAACACAAAAUCCUAAAUUACAUUCAGCUUAUUCGAAUAGAGCUGCAUGUCACUUACAAUUGCGGAAUUAUUUUAAGGCUCUGGAAGAUAGUUCAAUGGUACUAGAUCUUUGUGUACCGCCUGUAGCGCAAAAUUUAAAAUCACGUGUGCGUGCACAUAUUAGGCGUGGAGCAGCAUUUUGUAAUCUACAAUUGUACAAAGAAGGGCUUAUCGAAUACAGAGCUGCACAAAAACUUCAACCAGAUGAUGACACAAUUAGAAAGGACAUUGAAAAUUUAGAGAAAUUUGUAAAUCAAGAAUAAUUAUUAUAUUGCAAACCUACUU